Messenger RNA from Parathielavia appendiculata, 944 nucleotides. RefSeq lists its product as uncharacterized. The record is from RefSeq and is a predicted model, not a curated record. The transcript has a single exon. The coding region runs from base 103 to 732 and encodes 209 amino acids. NCBI's taxonomy places the organism in Eukaryota, Fungi, Ascomycota, Sordariomycetes, Sordariales, Chaetomiaceae.
GCCGCCUCUGCAGGGCAAUAUACGGAGAGUGAGUCCAAAGCGCACCCCCUGCCAAACUCUGACGUUCAACUUGUCGCAGCCGCUCUUCAGUUAUUCAAGCGAAUGAACCCGCUGCUGCCUCAGCCCAACCGCCCAGGACAUCUCUUUACCUACGUCGCUGCACUGCCCGUCAAGCGGAUUCCCGUCGUGGCAUCCCGCUUUACCAUCAAGAAGCCGCAGAACCAAAUCUCGUUCCUCAUGCAAGCCGUGGGCGACGGGGUCCCAGAACAUGAGGCCUGCGCGAAAUGCGCCGGCCGGAUUGGCGUGUACAGGAAGGCCUGCGUGGUUGUCCGCGACCCGGAAGUGGUCGAGAUCACGGGAGGCGGCUGCGCCAACUGCUGGUACAGCCGACAGGGUUCGAUAUGCACCUUCCGGUCUCCAACGCCGACACAACAGCAGUCAGCGCAUACCACGGUCUCUGCUCGAGAAACACACAUUCCCGUCCCCCGGAUUCCGGCCCCCUUUCAGCCGGUAACGCGCUUACCAGAUCUGCCAGUGCAGGCGCCGGCGCCGCUUCACCCAAGCUAUGUGGCCGCUCUCGCAGCCGGCGCCGUUGCUGCCAGCCCGACGCCAGUCAUGGCUUCGAACGCCACCUUGGCCGAUCCCGCCAGUCUCUUACGGGACAACAAGAUAAGAGCGUGGGAGAGCCGGUAUGCUAAGAUGAACAUACGACAACCUGCUGCGUGCCCAUGAGCAUCUGGCUGAGUGGCAGGAGGACCUGGCCACGGGGUUGAUGACCAUGAACCAGGUUGUCCUGAUGAGGUUGAAGGAGAUGAAGGGUUACAAUCCGUGAUUGCGAUGCCCUAUGAAGUAGCACCUGUACAGUCGGGUGAACCGGAACAGGAAUAACGGGUUCGAGGGACGUAUGCGCAGGAAAUGGAAGCAUGUCAAUAAACACAUUGGCG